Molecule: messenger RNA, 2209 nt
Organism: Paramacrobiotus metropolitanus
Lineage: Eukaryota; Metazoa; Tardigrada; Eutardigrada; Parachela; Macrobiotidae
Product: serine/threonine-protein phosphatase 5-like
Exons: 15
Coding region: 311-1828 (505 amino acids)
Cellular component (GO): nucleus; cytosol
Molecular function (GO): protein binding; protein serine/threonine phosphatase activity
Source: RefSeq, a predicted model, not a curated record
UGCGCCAGCUGCUACAGUAGUGACUAGUCAUCUAAAAUUAUACACUAUACAGUUUCAGGUUUCUGGAGAAUUUUCUUUUUUGAAAUUGAAGUUUGAUUGCAGAUUUGCUGUGCAUAGCGUCGUUAUUCAAUAUUCAUUAUUGACGACUGACGAGCAAUAAAUGGAGGUGUGAUGUGUGUGUGACGGUAUGAUCUGUGGUGUGCCACUCUGCGCCAGGAACGGGCUGCGAGAUUUUUUUAUCAUUCUGCAUUGGGUUCUUUCGUGAUUUUGCUUUCAUCAGCUGCUCUGAUUAAUCCGCCAUUCCUGGGAAAUGGAGAGCGCCAAUGUUGUGGACCACCAGCACGGGCAGAAACUGGCGGUGGCCAGUGAUCCGUCGCUGGCCGAGGUCUCCGAGGAGAACCGAUUGAAGGCCGAACAGCUGAAGGACGAGGGCAACGAGCUCUUCAAGCAGGGCCACUACGAGCAGGCCGUGGAGUUGUACUCGCAAGCCAUCGACUGGAAUCCCUCCGUGGCGGCCUACUACGCCAACCGCAGUUUCGCUUAUCUGCGAUUUGAAUUGUUCGGAUCAGCGCUGGAAGAUGCUUCCAAAGCCGUCAAACUCGAUCCCAAAUACCUCAAGGGCUAUUAUCGGCGCGCGGCGGCCCAGAUGGCGUUGGGCCGUCUGAAGCAGGCCCUGAAGGACUUUGAAACGGUCGCUAAGCGCGUCCCCGGCGACAAGGACGCGGCGCUGAAGCUGUCCGAGUGCCAGAAGCUGCUGCGGCAGCGGCAGUUCGAGUGGGCCAUCCGCUGCGAGGAGAAGAACAGCAGCGCCUUCGACGGCCUCGAGCCCGAUGGCAUAGUCGUGGAAGAGUCCUACACCGGCCCGCAGCUGCUCAACGGGCAGGUAACGGCCGCCUUCAUGGAGGAGCUGCGCGCCUGCUUCCAGCAGCAGAAGAGCCUCCACCGCAAGUUCGUCGUCCAGAUCCUGACGCAGAUUCGCCAGAUCUUCCUCCGCGCGCCCAGCAUGGUGGACGUAACGGUUCCCGACAAGUGCAAGUUUACCAUUUGCGGUGACAUUCACGGGCAGUAUUACGAUUUGUGCAACAUUUUCAAGCUGAACGGAGAACCCAGCGAAGAGAAUCCCUACUUGUUUAACGGGGACUUUGUGGACCGCGGCUCCUUCUCCAUGGAGUGCAUCAUGACGCUCUUCGGCUACAAGCUCCUCUAUCCGGACCACUUCUUUCUGGCGCGCGGGAAUCACGAAACGGACAACAUGAACUCGAUCUACGGGUUCCGCGGCGAAGUGAAGGCCAAGUACAACGAGCAGGCCUACCAGCUCUUCACCGAGGUCUUCAACCUGCUGCCGCUGUCGCACCUCAUCAACCGCAAGGUGCUGGUCAUGCACGGCGGUCUCUUCAGCCAGCCCGACGUCACUCUCGAGGAUAUUCGCUCCAUUGAAAGGAACCGCCAACCUCCGGACUCUGGGUUGAUGUGCGAAAUUCUGUGGAGCGAUCCGCAGCAGCAGCUGGGUCUGCGGCCCAGCAAACGCGGCGUGGCCUUCGAGUUCGGCCCGGACGUGACGGAGAACUUCUGCAAGACCAACGACGUGGCCUACGUCGUGCGCAGUCACGAGGUGAAGCCGGAGGGCUACGAGGUGGCGCACGGCGGCCGCUGCAUCACCGUCUUCAGUGCUCCCAACUAUUGUGAUACCAUUGGCAACCUGGGCGCCCUCAUCAACAUCCGCGGCGACGACCUCACGCCCAAAUUCGUCACAUUCGCCGCCGUGCCGCACCCCAACGUGGCCGCCAUGUCCUACGCCAGCUCCAUGUUCCGGAUGCUCGGCGGAUAGGGAUAGCGCGAGCGCCUGGAGGCCCUGGAUAGUUAGCGCCGAGUGGGGCGCCAGUCGUCGAGUGUGUUAACUGUUACAGUAGCGAUGCUAGCUAAUUUAUCAGUCUCUCAAUUAUACACGUCCACUGUUAAUGCUGCCAAGAAUGUCCAGUGCCGGGGACUGGAUGGCCGGGCCGGGCCCCGUCACCCUGCUGCAGCCUGCGAUUGUUGCGUAUGUUGCAGUAUAUACGCUGGUUGAUUUGAUUUGUGAAGGGUGAGGGAUCCGAGCUGGUUUGUUGGCGUGAUCGUUGUGAUGGUGGUUGAUUCAAGUCGUGCGUUAACUGUUUCAAGACACCAACGAUGCUUACUGUACCUGGAUGGUUACAAUAAAAAGAAUGCCCAG